Messenger RNA from Acaulospora colombiana, 1854 nucleotides. The record is from the annotation of a GenBank genome assembly. NCBI's taxonomy places the organism in Eukaryota, Fungi, Glomeromycota, Glomeromycetes, Diversisporales, Acaulosporaceae.
AUGACGGAGGCGGAAGAAUCCGAGGAAGAAACAGAAUUUCUUCCUUCUUUCACGCAGCCAUCACUUUCAACAUUGGAUACAAGUGAGAUGUCUGAAGUUUCGGAAGACAAAUGGCUGAUACAAAACAAGUCCAAAUCGCUAUCUGCCUCAACCCUUGGAACUCAAUUGCGAAGUGAUCCCCAGAUUUCUGAGAGCAAAAAAAGGUUUAGGAUAAAUAAUGCCGAUAAAGUAUUACGAAUGUGUGCCAUGGCUUGCGCCUGUACCUUUGGUGUUGGCAGCCAUUUUGCGUCGCACAUGAUAGGACCCAUGAAAGGAAUACUAAUGCAGAGACUUGAUCUUACGAACACACAAUUCUCGCUAUUGAUCGCGUCGCUUACAUUAUGUAAUACGGUGAUACCAAUAGUUUCCGGUCUGCUAGUGGCCCGGUUUGGAACCACCAAAAGUUCCCUUGUUAUAACCACAGGAAUUCUAAUAGGAAUGAUCAUUGUAACGACCGCCUGUUGGACAGGAAAUGUUGGGGUCAUGAUUGCUGGAUUUAUAGUAUUCGGCACCGGCUUAGCACCAUUAACGAUCGUCCAAGAGACCAUAAUCGUCCAAUUUUUUUACGGCAAUAGUUUAGGAUUUGCUCUGGCCGUUGGCUUGACGUUUGGAAGAUUGGCAUCCUUUGUUGCAACGGUGUUGGCCGUUCCGUUAUCCAUGAUGCCGCCACUAACCUACCGUAAUCCAUUCAUAGUAGCUACACUCACAUGCCUCGCGUCUUGGAUAAUGAAUCUUAUGUACAUAUAUCUUCUCAGAAAGGCUGACAACCGGAAGGCCAGUGAAGGAGGGGUUGCAAUGCGCAUAGCCGAGAAGAAAAGGGUUCACUGGAAUGAUAUAUUUGAUCUUUCCGACAUUUUCUGGUGGUCAUUGGUCGUGGGAGUUUUGUUUGGGUCCUCGAUGACGCCGUUCCUUCAUCUAUCGAGGUUAGUUCCGAAUAUAUCGAUAUUAACCAGCGAUAUGCCUUACAGAAUAUUAAGAAGGUUUUUUCGAAUUCAUCUGAAUAGCAACAUAAUUAAGCACCGAUACGACAUGAGUGAUUUGAUAGCUUCAUGGGACGCCUCGAUAAUCCUACUGCUCCCAGUAAUAGUGUAUCCAUUUCUAGGACUGUUUAUGGACAAGUAUGGCUGUAGAUUAUGGAUUCUGAUAUUUGGUUCCGCUGCAUUUUUGGUCACCUUUUUAUUAUUGCUGGCACCUCCGGGUACGAUUCAUCCGUUUCCUCCAAUCUUCAUAUUUGCGGCUGCAUAUUCUGUCGUUCCGCUUACCAGCGUCACACUUAUCCCUUUGCUUACAAAACACGUGUCCACCGGCCUCGGGCUUCUUAAAAGCGUAGACAAUAUUGGGGCUACCUUGAGUCAAACGAUCUCCGGAUUGUUGCUCGAUGCGCAUAUGAAACGAUCGUACAAGGUUGAUGAAAAUGGCAUCGAGCGAGGUCACGAGGAUGAUGACCUGGUGGUCCUGAGGAUGUUUGCCUUCAUAAGCGUGUUGGGCCUCAUUAGUUGUUUGGUAUUCUGGUGGGCGGAUAAGAAAUAUAAAAGGGGUAGCCUCAAUGCAAAGGCUGAUGGAAGUCACGAGAAUAUUAAAAUUUAUGGACACCUUGGUGACGAGGAAGAUGAGGGACAAUUGAUGCAAAUGCACAUAGAAGAAGAACCAAGUAUUUCAAAAGCGGAAGCAUCACAAAUGAGAAAGAGAGUCACGAUAUAUCUGUGGAUCAUGGGUAUGUUGCUGGGCGUUUGUUGGACCGUAUUUAUGGUUGUGGCCAUUCAGAAGGGUGGGGUGCAUGCUAGUGUUGGUCCCAAAGCAUCCGAGGACUUAUAA